AUUGUAGGAGUGAGACAGCACUGGUGGUUGCCGGCUGUGACAGGGUUUGUGCUGAACAGUGAUUAAAAUGUUCUCGUCCGAAUCCAUUUUAAAUCGUGAGCUCAACAGGAGCAUGGAUUAUCACUACACGGGGCCGGUGGAGCAGCGCUUUAACCCAUACACCUUUAAUGGAGGGACUGUACUUGCUCUUGCAGGAGAUGACUUUGCUCUCGUUGCUUCUGACACAAGACUUAGUGAAGGUUAUAGCAUCCACAGCAGAAACACACCGAAAUGUUACAAAUUAACAGACAAAACAGUUAUUGGUUGCACUGGAUUCCAUGCCGACUGCCUCACACUCACAAAAAUUAUUGAAGCCAGGCUAAAGAUGUACAAACAUUCAAAUAACAAAACCAUGACCAGUGGAGCUAUAGCUGCCAUGUUAUCCACCAUUCUCUACUCCCGCCGGUUCUUUCCUUACUAUGUUUACAACAUCAUUGGAGGCCUUGAUGAAGAAGGUAAAGGGGCAGUGUACAGCUUUGAUCCAGUAGGCUCAUACCAGAGGGAUGCAUACAAAGCUGGUGGCUCUGCGAGUGCCAUGUUGCAACCUCUUCUUGACAACCAGAUCGGAUACAAGAACAUGCAGAAUGUUGAGCAGCUCCCUCUGACAUUGGAGAAGGCUCUGAAGCUCAUCAAAGAUGUAUUCAUAUCUGCUGCUGAGAGAGAUGUAUACACAGGCGAUGCGCUGCAUAUAAGCAUUGUGACUAAAGAUGGCGUCAGAGAAGAGUCCAUUUCUCUUAGGAAAGAUUAAUUCACAUGCAGCCAGUAACCAGGCUGUUGGCAUCUUCUGAACUCUCUCAGAAAAUUCUUUGAUUUCUGCAAUGCUGAUCUUUUUUAUUCCCUCUAAAAUAAAAACCGAAAAACCGAAUUUCACUACAAAUGUAUAUUUGUUAAGGUAGUGUGGGCUGAUGAUCCAAUAUACCUUGUUUUUGGAACAGGUUAUAAGAUACCGGUACGGGACCUGUAACCCAAAAUGCUCGGGACCUAGGGUUUUCGGAUAAUGGAUAUUUUUGUAAUUUGGAACUCCAUUCCUUAAGUCUACUAGAAAAUCAUUUAAUAAACCCAAUAGGCUUG
Messenger RNA from Xenopus laevis (African clawed frog), 1110 nucleotides. It is a transcript of the gene psmb1.S, whose product is annotated as proteasome subunit beta 1 S homeolog. Bases 68 to 787 code for a protein of 239 amino acids. Gene Ontology annotation, cellular component: proteasome core complex; nucleus; cytoplasm. Gene Ontology annotation, biological process: protein catabolic process. The transcript is spliced from 6 exons. NCBI's taxonomy places the organism in Eukaryota, Metazoa, Chordata, Amphibia, Anura, Pipidae. The record is from RefSeq and is marked provisional.